Molecule: messenger RNA, 1167 nt
Organism: Capsella rubella
Lineage: Eukaryota; Viridiplantae; Streptophyta; Magnoliopsida; Brassicales; Brassicaceae
Exons: 3
Coding region: 1-1167 (388 amino acids)
Biological process (GO): ubiquitin-dependent protein catabolic process; positive regulation of proteasomal ubiquitin-dependent protein catabolic process; protein polyubiquitination
Cellular component (GO): ubiquitin ligase complex; cytoplasm
Molecular function (GO): RNA-DNA hybrid ribonuclease activity; ubiquitin conjugating enzyme binding; ubiquitin protein ligase activity
Source: RefSeq, a predicted model, not a curated record
AUGGAAGAUGAAGAAGAAACUCUAGUACGAUCCAGAACACCUAUGUACAGGCUUUACUUCAAGGGUUUGGUAACCGAGGAAGCAACAGUGAUAUCAGCAGGAUUUGGAAUUGCAAUAUGCGGCGACAAGGAUGAUUUGUUGUUCGAUAUGAAUAGACCAAUUCAUGAACCUGCCAUUACACGUUUAGAGGCUGAGAUAAUAGCAUUGAAGUGCGGAUUAGAAGAAGCUGUGAGUAUGCAGAUCAAAGAUAUCUCAAUCUGCUGUGAUAAUGAGCAGAUUUUCGAAUUGGUCAUGGGGAGAUCUAUGCUAGAGCAAGAAAACAUUACCAUGUUAAUACGUGAUGUGCAAGGCAUCAGACAAUAUUUAAGGUCUAGUAUCCCUGUCUUGUUGACUCGAACUCAAGCUAAUUUCGCCUACGAAUUUGCGAUAGAAGCAAUCAUAUAUAUGCCUGUGCAUGUGCCUGUUCAGGAAGAUAUGCAUGUUCAGAAAGAGUUUUGCAGUAUCUGUAUGAAUGAUGACAUCAAUGCUGACCAUAUGUUUGGUAAUGAAUUAUGUGGUCAUAAGUUCUGUUCCGACUGUGUCAGAAGUCACAUAGAAGUGAAACUAGCCAUGUCAAGUUCAGUGACAUGUCCUGGUUAUAAGUGCAAUUCUCGACUGAGCUAUCGACUUUGUGUCAACAUUUUGACACCUGAACUAAAAGAGAAGUGGGAACAAAAGAUCAAAGAUGACUCUAUUCCCGUGACAAAUAGAGGCUAUUGCCCUAACCCUAGAUGCUCGACUUUAAUGUCUGAAACUGAGCUCUCUGGACAAUUUGGAUUUAGGCAAUACUGUGUGAAAUGCAAUGAACCCUUUUGCAUAAACUGCAAAGUUCCUUGGCAUAGUAACUUAUCAUGUAACCAAUACAAUAGGUUACAUCCAAACCAAACAGUAAACGAUAUAUUGCUAAUGGAGCUAGUGAAUGAGAAAAGGUGGCGUCAAUGUAGAAAGUGUCAACACAUGAUUGAACUUUCUGAAGGAUGCUCCAGCUUAAUUUGCAGAUGUGGACAUAAGUUUUGCUAUGAUUGUGGAGCUGAUACUGGAUCAUGUUACCAUGGUCAUAACUUUCCUCGACCAAGGGUACUAAGGAGGAGACAGUAUCGUCUUAGGUUAUGCUGUUUUGGUUGUUGA